This is a messenger RNA of Paramecium octaurelia, 536 nucleotides long. Lineage: Eukaryota; Ciliophora; Oligohymenophorea; Peniculida; Parameciidae. The record is from the annotation of a GenBank genome assembly.
AUGAGAUAGACAAAUUCGUCAUAAAUGGUAAUUGUUGGUUUAGCUGCUAACUAGAAGUAAGCCUAGUUCAUCAUUUAACAUAUUAUUUUUUUGUAUUAGCUCGUUUUCUUUUGAAGCCUUUGUCUUAUAAAUUUGGAACGAGCAUAGUAUUUCACUCUUUUUGUCUUAAAUUAUUGUUACCUUCGAAGAAUUAAUAAAUAGCUUGUUUCAAUUAGAAGAACAUCUUUUAAAGUGUAUAAGCCAAAGAAUCGCAACUAUUAGAAUACUAUAUAAUUAUAGAGAUUUUGCAAAUCUUUCUUGAUGAUAAUAAUAAAGCAAGAUGUUUAAGAGAAAAAUUAGAGAACUUUACUAUUUAUUUGCAGAUAUUCUGGGUCCACUGAAUAAGAGUUACACCUAUAGAAGUUUUACUCUAUUUUCUAUUUCGAUAGAAAAUGCUAUGUAUUAAAUAUUUAUAAGUUAUGCAUAAGUGGAUAAGUGGGGAUUGUUAUGAAGCAAUAGGCAUGAAGAAAUCCUGUAGAAGCCAAAAAUUUAGUUGA